CAGGCCUUCGGAGUCGACCAGAGCUAUUCGCUCAUCAGUUCUCUUGUGGACCACUCGACGUCGUGCAGACAAAUUACUUGGAUCCCGCGGGCUGCUAUUACACUUGAUUCGCGGUUCCUCACUGAAGUGAUUAUAUACUGGCCCAGAUCGACACCCGCUCGUGUCAAUCUCGCCUCCUCGCCCUUCGCAACUGCUCUCAUCUCAGGCUUCGCUGUCACCCCCGUACGCCAAACCUGCCGGCAUGAACGGUUACGAACACUUAGAGAUCCAAUACCCAUGGUCUCCGUAUGCCCCGCCCAUAUCCGCACAUGCCGGAUCAUUGCCACGUUCCUCGUCGCCAUGGUCCGAAGACACGCCAUUCGUUGAGCGUGAACAAACUAUUUGCUCCGAUUUCACAUGUUGCGGGCUGUCUCUAAGAGACCUUCACUCAUUAGUUGAUCACUUUGAGGAAGCACAUGUUGUAGUGUUCGACAGCGCAGGAAAUGCUGUGUACCCGAACCCUAGCCCGAUCCUUCGCGUCCUCGAUCACGAGAAUGAGGGGCCUUACAUGAGUUUUGUGUUGGGUUAUCCUGCACCAAGGCCUCCUGUGGCGUUUCUUGAACCGGAAUCUGCCUUCGGAUCUGUGUCAGACUGGUCUUCGCCUUCGGCUACUUCAGAGCCGAUCAGUCCUGUUGAGACGAGUUCAGAGGAAUGUAUACCACAAAACUCUUUCACCAAAGUGAAGAGCAAGCCAGUUCGUAUUGGGAAACGGGUACAUCGACCUCAUCAACGAAAAAAAGACAAGGCUUAUAACUGUCCUGUAAGCAUCCCCCUCAUUACGCCCACAUGUUCGCCCCAUUAAUUUCCGCUGAUUAGCGGCUUGAACGCAAACGGGUUGAAAU
Molecule: messenger RNA, 881 nt
Organism: Suillus clintonianus
Lineage: Eukaryota; Fungi; Basidiomycota; Agaricomycetes; Boletales; Suillaceae
Exons: 4
Coding region: 242-841 (199 amino acids)
Source: RefSeq, a predicted model, not a curated record